AUGUCCGACGCUUGGAAAUCUCAAUUAAAUAUUCCUGAAAAGGACCACCGUCCUCAGACUGAAGACGUGACCGCUACAAAAGGUAACGGCUUUGAAGACUUCUAUCUCAAGAGAGAGCUUCUAAUGGGCAUUUUUGAAGCCGGCUUUGAAAAACCCUCACCUAUUCAAGAAGAAGCCAUUCCCAUUGCCCUGGCAGGCAGAGACAUUCUUGCUAGAGCCAAGAAUGGUACUGGUAAGACUGCUGCUUUCACCAUUCCAGCGUUACAACAAGUCAACCCUAAACUAGGCAAGAUCCAGGCUUUGAUUCUAGUGCCAACAAGAGAAUUAGCAUUGCAAACAUCCCAAGUAUGUCGUACUUUGGGCAAGCACUUAGGUAUUAAUGUCAUGGUCACUACCGGUGGUACCACUCUAAAGGACGAUAUUAUUCGUUUGAAUGAGAGUGUUCAUGUAUUAGUGGGUACUCCUGGUAGAGUUCUUGAUUUGGCUGGUAAGAACGUUGUGGAUUUCUCGGAAUGUCCUAUGUUUAUCAUGGACGAAGCCGAUAAGCUGCUAUCACCGGAUUUCACUCCUAUUAUCGAACAAUUGUUGGCCCAUUUCCCUCCUGACAGACAGAUCCUAUUAUUUUCAGCCACUUUCCCAUUGCUCGUCAAGAGUUUUAUGGAUAAACAUCUUAACAAGCCAUAUGAAAUUAAUUUAAUGGACGAGCUCACUUUGAGAGGUAUUACCCAAUAUUACGCGUUUGUUGAGGAGAAGCAGAAACUACACUGUUUGAACACGCUAUUUUCCAAACUGUCUAUUAACCAAUCGAUUAUUUUCUGUAACUCGACGAACCGUGUUGAAUUAUUGGCUAGAAAAAUCACUGAGCUCGGCUAUUCAUGCUACUACAGUCACGCAAAGAUGAUCCAAGCCCACCGUAACCGAGUUUUCCACGAGUUCCGUAACGGAACCUGUCGUAACCUGGUGUGCUCAGAUUUGCUUACUCGUGGUAUCGAUAUUCAAGCUGUCAACGUGGUUAUCAACUUUGACUUCCCCAAAAACGCCGAAACAUAUCUGCAUAGAAUCGGUAGAUCUGGUAGAUUCGGUCACUUGGGUCUGGCCAUCAACCUUAUCAACUGGAACGACCGUUUCAACUUGUACCAAAUAGAACAGGAGUUGGGUACUGAAAUCAAGCCCAUUCCUUCGCAUAUCGACAGGUCUUUGUAUGUUGCCCAAAACACUGACGCUAUUCCCAAGCCUUUCCCUCUGAAAGAGUUGCCCAAAUCCAACCAACGUAGCCACGAAAAGUACCAACAACAAACUGACUUGAACUUCCAACCAAGACCCCAGCAUCACAACCAACACCAUCACCACCAGCAACAACAGGGUCAACAACAUCUACAACAAAAUCAGAAUCAAAACCCAAACCAGAUUCCCACCCAAAACCAGCACCCUAGCCAGGCCUUCUCUGGUCAACCGCAACCUCCUCAAGGAGUUCCUCCACAAGGAUAUCCUCAAUUUCCUCAAGGAUACCCCCCACAACCUGGCUAUCCACCUCAGGGAUUCCCUCAACAGCCACCUGUGCCACCCAACGGCCAGUUUUAUGCCCAACCCCCUCCAGCUCUCCCCCAGUAA
Messenger RNA from Sugiyamaella lignohabitans, 1611 nucleotides. It is a transcript of the gene DHH1, whose product is annotated as DExD/H-box ATP-dependent RNA helicase DHH1. Gene Ontology annotation, molecular function: ATP binding; RNA helicase activity; mRNA binding. Gene Ontology annotation, cellular component: P-body; cytoplasmic stress granule. Gene Ontology annotation, biological process: cytoplasmic stress granule assembly; P-body assembly. Bases 1 to 1611 code for a protein of 536 amino acids. The record is from RefSeq and is a predicted model, not a curated record. NCBI's taxonomy places the organism in Eukaryota, Fungi, Ascomycota, Dipodascomycetes, Dipodascales, Trichomonascaceae. The transcript has a single exon.